Cebus imitator (Panamanian white-faced capuchin) is the source of this 1862-nucleotide messenger RNA. RefSeq names its product ribosomal RNA adenine dimethylase domain containing 1 (gene METTL25B). The transcript is spliced from 7 exons. Lineage: Eukaryota; Metazoa; Chordata; Mammalia; Primates; Cebidae. Gene Ontology annotation, molecular function: rRNA (adenine-N6,N6-)-dimethyltransferase activity. Gene Ontology annotation, biological process: rRNA modification. The record is from RefSeq and is a predicted model, not a curated record. The coding region runs from base 898 to 1848 and encodes 316 amino acids.
GACCCCGGGAUGCCGGGCAUCUCCGCCCGAGGCCUCUCCCAUGAGGGGAGGAGGCAGCUAGCUGUUAACCUCACCCGUGUCCUGGCGCUCUACCGUCCCAUCCUGGAUGCCUACAUCAUCGUGAGGCCACAGGGACGUGGGCGGGGUGUCUCUGAUUGUGUGAUUGCCUGGGUGCCCACGUCAGGGAGAGAAUCUGGAGAGUUUGAUCUCUUUCUUUCUAUGAGUUUCAGUCUUUUGUCUAUAUGAGGUGUUCCCUCGUUUUUAUCAGCUGGCAUAAAUAAUAUUUGUAAUAUCUGCCUAGAUUGUUUUUGUAAUCUUCCUAGAUCCAAGGUAAUAAAACGCGUGGACGUUGGAGCCACGCUGCAGCUAUGUUGAACUCUUCUUGGAACGUGUGAGGGGAUCCAAGAAUACACGUUAUUCAUCCAAGCUUUGAAUACAUUCGUGGUUUUGUGGUGUAGUAAACAGUCUUGGCUCUGGAAUCAAAAAAGCUUGGUCUAGAAUCCAGCCUCCCCUUCGAUGUUAACCUUAGGCCUCCCCAACCGCCAACUUGUCCUAGCCCGGGUUUCCUCAGCUAUCAAACGGAUUCCAGUCUGAGGGAUCAUUGUGAAAAAUAAAUGAGAGAAUGUAUAAAUGGCACCACCCUCCGCUGAAUUGUUUAGACCACAAACCCAGAGGCCAUCCUUCAUUCAGCACUGUCCUUCAUUGAUCCACGACUCAGUCCUUCAACAAGUCUUCUUGGCUCUGCCUUCAGAAUAGUUCCCAAAUUCAUCCAUCUGUCCCCACCUCCAUUGCUGCCACCCUUGGCCAAGCCACCAUCACCUCUUUUCUGAACUACUUACUAACUGCCAGUUCUUCACUGAGCAGCUAGAUUGAUAGCAUUCAAAUUUAAAUCUCAUCAUGACAGUCCCUUGCUUCCUAGGAAUUUUUCACAGACAACCUAUGGGACACACUCCCCUGCUCGUGGCAGGAAGCAUUGGAUGGACUGAACCCACCACAGCUGGCCACACUGCUGCUGGGGAUGCCUGGAGAAGGGGAGGUCAUCAGACCCCCUCAGAGUUCCUGGAGAACCCCAGCCAGAGCUCUCGACUAACAGCUCCAUUCCGGAAACAUGUCAGGCCCAAGAAGCAGCAUGAGAUCCGGAGGCUGGGAGAGUUGGUGAAGAAGCUGAGUGACUUCACAGGCUGCACCCAGGUUGUAGAUGUGGGCUCAGGCCAGGGUCAUCUCUCCCGCUUCAUGGCUCUUGGCCUGGGGUUGAUGGUGAAGAGCAUCGAAGGGGAUCAGAGACUGGUGGAGAGAGCCCAGCGCCUGGACCAGGAGCUUCUGCAGGCUCUGGAAAAAGAGGAGAGGAGGAACCCGCAGGUGGUCCAAACCAGCCCUCGUCACUCCCCACAUCAUGUGGUUAGGUGGGUAGAUCCCACAGCCCUGUGUGAGGAGCUUCUGCUUCCACUGGAGAACCCAUGUCAGGGCAGGGCCCGCUUGCUGCUCACAGGCCUCCAUGCCUGUGGGGAUCUGAGUGUUGCCUUGCUGAGGCACUUUUCCUGCUGUCCUGAGGUGAUGGCCCUGGCCUCAGUGGGCUGCUGCUACAUGAAGCUGAGUGACCCUGGUGGCUACCCACUGAGUCAGUGGGUGGCUGGGCUGCCUGGCUAUGAACUGCCCUACAGGCUUCGGGAGGGGGCCUGCCAUGCCCUGGAGGAAUAUGCUGAGCGACUCCAGAAAGCUGUCCCUGGCCUCCGAACUCACUGCUACCGUGCAGCACUGGAGACAGUCAUCCGACGGGCCCGGCCUGAGCUCCGUCGGCCAGGCGUGCAGGGGAUCCCCAGGGUCCACGAGCUCAAGAUUGAAGAGUGAGUGCAGCAGGGGAC